CUAAAAUGUCGAGCGCAUCCAGGAAGAAGCUUCUCAUUGGUUGCACCGGCAGUGUAGCUACUAUCAAGCUACCUACUCUUGCAGAAAAAUUCUGGGAGCAAAACUUGGAAGUUAGAGUUGUUGUAACAGAGAGAGCAAAGCAUUUUUUUAAAGAGUGUGACCUUCCACCUGGGACUCAGAUAUUAUCUGAUACGGUAGAGUGGGCUGCUUGGCAAGACAGAGGUGACCCUGUUUUGCACAUUGACUUGGUCAAAUGGGCAGACUUAUAUCUUAUUGCUCCUUUGGAUGCAAAUACUCUGGGAAAACUUGCCAGUGGAAUGUGCGACAACAUUCUUACUUGCGUUGCGAGAGCUUGGGAUCCCACAAAACCGCUGCUAUUUUGUCCUGCAAUGAACACAAAAAUGUGGGAACAUCCUGUAACUGGUCCUCAGAUCUCUAUGCUGAAGUCAUGGGGGUACAAAGAGAUCCCAUGUGUGUCUAAGACAUUAGCGUGUGGAGAUGUAGGACUUGGAGCAAUGGCAGAAGUUGAUACUAUUGUUCAAGCCACCCUAAGAGCUUUGAAUCCCUGGCACCCUUACCCUCCUUCGGAUCAUCUAUAUCCGUAAAUUAUUAGCUGAUUACUAAAUUGAUGUUUUGAAAUUCGCAAUCUUUGAACCAUCGAGAUAUGAUGGGUAUGAUUUUUCCAACGUUAAUUACAAUGAUACUUGCACCGUUUAUAUAAUAUUUCAACUUUGAAAGAAGGAUAACGAAUUAAAGUAACCUCAACUGUUGACUGUGGAAUCGAAAAUUAUUCGUAUUCCACGUUGUGAAUAUAAUUCUGUAUGCUUACGAACACCAAAUAUACGAUUUAAGCUAGUGAGAAUAUGCGCGAUAUGAAAUUCGUACUAUUUAAAACUUUGAUUAAUAAUGGAUCAUUAUUAAAGUAGAUGAGUCUCACGUAAUCUUUUCACCAUUGUAGUUAACUUAAUCACAAGCUAUACCAGCACGAGACCUUACAUGAUCCCUAUGGUUGAAAUUUUUCACGGCGAUUAUGACCGAUGUAAAUCGCCCUGAAGUUCUUAGCUCUAUUGUUAGUAGGGGUAGUACGGGUAGAGUCUGGGAUUUUUCGAUCAAAAAUAUCAUGAUUAUUUUACCAAUAAAAACUCGAGGUUAUAUUGUUGAACUUUACAUAUUGUAAAUAAAAAAAAAAAAAAAUUGAGAAAUUACGAGAACAAAAAUAUAUAUAUAUUGUAGAAAAAAUUACGUAGCUAGAUGUGAAUGUGUUUGUAUAAUAAAUGCAUGCUGCACAGUGAA
This is a messenger RNA of Athalia rosae (coleseed sawfly), 1293 nucleotides long. It is a transcript of the gene Ppcdc, whose product is annotated as phosphopantothenoylcysteine decarboxylase. The record is from RefSeq and is a predicted model, not a curated record. Gene Ontology annotation, molecular function: phosphopantothenoylcysteine decarboxylase activity; FMN binding. The transcript is spliced from 2 exons. Gene Ontology annotation, cellular component: phosphopantothenoylcysteine decarboxylase complex. NCBI's taxonomy places the organism in Eukaryota, Metazoa, Arthropoda, Insecta, Hymenoptera, Athaliidae. The coding region runs from base 6 to 605 and encodes 199 amino acids. Gene Ontology annotation, biological process: coenzyme A biosynthetic process.